GUCACGUGGUGCGCGUGUCGAAGGUCACGGCGCGCUCACAAUGGAGCUCUCGGAGUCUGUGCAGAAAGGCUUCCAGAUGCUGGCGGAUCCUGGCUGCUUCGACUCCAGCGCCUUCGCGCUUCUCGUCCGGGCAGCUUUCCAGAGUCUGCUGGACGCCCAGGCGGACGGGGCCGUGUUAGAUCACCCAGAUUUGAAACAUAUUGACCCAGUGGUUUUAAAAUAUUGUCAUGCGGCAGCUGCAACUUACAUAUUGGAGGCAGGAAAGCACCGGGCUGACAAAUCCACUCUGAGCACUUUCCUAGAAGACUGUAAAUUUGACAGAGAGAGAAUAGAACUGUUUUGCACGGAAUAUCAGAAUAAUAAGGAUUCCCUAGAAAUCCUACUGGGAAGUAUAGGCAAAUCGCUCCCUCAUAUAACUGAUGUUUCUUGGCGCUUGGAAUAUCAGAUAAAGACCAAUCAACUUCAUAAGAUGUACAGACCUGCCUAUUUGGUGACUUUAAAUAUAGAGAACGCUGAUUCCGGGUCCAACCCAGAUAUUAGUUUUAGUUGUGACAUGGAACAAUUACAGGACUUGGUGGGGAGACUCAAAGAUGCCUCGAAAAGCCUGGAAAGAGCAAGUCAGUUAUGAGUCGGCUGAGCGCGGAGGAGACCCCUAGCUGCCCUGCUGCUGCCCGGCCAGCCGGCCUGGGUGCCACCUGGAAGUCCUCCUCUUCUUCGGGGGAGGGGGGGCAUUUUCAUAAAUGGACUGUUUGAACACAUGGGGCUUUUGUACACGUGAAGAGGUGAUGCUGGAAACUCGAGUCCCCUUUCGUAUCAACGGUUUCUCCCAUCCUGAUCUUUGUCAAGUCCCAUCAAAGAAAGUGUUGCACCCCGAAUAAAUGAGGUGGCGACGUU
Perognathus longimembris pacificus (Pacific pocket mouse) is the source of this 894-nucleotide messenger RNA. RefSeq names its product COMM domain containing 3 (gene Commd3). Gene Ontology annotation, biological process: sodium ion transport. The record is from RefSeq and is a predicted model, not a curated record. The coding region runs from base 41 to 628 and encodes 195 amino acids. The transcript has 8 exons. NCBI's taxonomy places the organism in Eukaryota, Metazoa, Chordata, Mammalia, Rodentia, Heteromyidae.